This is a messenger RNA of Cyphellophora attinorum, 927 nucleotides long. RefSeq lists its product as uncharacterized. NCBI's taxonomy places the organism in Eukaryota, Fungi, Ascomycota, Eurotiomycetes, Chaetothyriales, Cyphellophoraceae. The transcript has 2 exons. The record is from RefSeq and is a predicted model, not a curated record. The coding region runs from base 1 to 927 and encodes 308 amino acids.
AUGAAAACCACUACUCUACUGGCAUCAUUCUUCACAGCCGCCCUAGUCUCCGCACGUCCUGGCCGCCAACGAGCUGAAUAUCCAUGGACGCCAGCGCUCGCAGGAUACUAUGAGAAGGUAGCAUUGCACAUCCAAGAAGCCAAGUCAUCAGGGCAAACACCAGGCUCGUGCGAUCUCGCUGGGGCUGCACCUCCCAUUGCGCCUGCACCACUACCCACUCCAGACGGCCUCGUCCUUGCCCACGUUGCUGUUGGUCGAGGUGUCCAGAACUAUACCUGCACAUCCAACGCUGCAGACGUGAAACCCGUGGCGGCCGGCGCGCUCGCUCAUCUAUACAACGCCUCCUGCAUGGCGGCAUCGUACCCAGACCUACUCUCCCUCAUGCCCGACCUCGCUCUCCAAUACCCGCUCGAGAACCCGGGCAUUCCAGAUGACUCGUCCAGCGACGGCGGCUACACCACCACAUCCAACAACCUCCUGAGCGUCUAUGCCUCCGGCGACCCCAGCGACGGCGCCCUCUCAGGCCACCACUUCUUCGACGCCAAAACGCCCGUCUUCGAACUCAACUCCAGCCCUACGGGACCUUCAACCCAUUUGGGCGUCGUUCGGGGGAAAGCGAACAGGAACUCGACCGCGCCUGCCUCUUCCUGUCCAGGUGUGGGUUGGCAGGGGAACGGUGCAGUGGCGUGGCUGUACUUGGAUGCUACCCCGGAGAGCCAGACGACGGAUGUGAAAUUUGAUGGGGUGAAUCCGGGUGUGGCAGCGGGGGCUGAGGAAGGGUGGAAGCAUAUUUAUCGGGUGAACACUGCGGGAGGAAUGCCGCCAAAGACUUGUGCGGAGGCUGGGUUGGAUGUGGGUGGGGGUGUGAUUAGUGUGCAGUAUGCGGCGAAUUAUUGGUAUUACAAGGGGGCGCCGGGCUCAUCAUAA